Choloepus didactylus (southern two-toed sloth) is the source of this 1479-nucleotide messenger RNA. RefSeq names its product olfactory receptor 1J4-like. NCBI's taxonomy places the organism in Eukaryota, Metazoa, Chordata, Mammalia, Pilosa, Megalonychidae. The record is from RefSeq and is a predicted model, not a curated record. Gene Ontology annotation, molecular function: olfactory receptor activity; G protein-coupled receptor activity. The transcript is spliced from 3 exons. Gene Ontology annotation, biological process: G protein-coupled receptor signaling pathway. Gene Ontology annotation, cellular component: membrane. Bases 1 to 1479 code for a protein of 492 amino acids.
AUGAGGAUAGAUUUCAUCAAGAAGAGAGAAAAAAGCAGCACGAAUUUUGAGAACCAGAGCAGUGUGUCUGAUUUCAUCCUCCUGGGGCUCCCCAUCCAGCCAGAGCAGCAGGGCGCGUUCUUCACCCUCUUCCUGGGCAUGUACCUCACCACGGUGCUGGGGAAUCUGCUCAUCCUCCUGCUCAUCAGGCUGGACUCUUGCCUCCACACCCCCAUGUACUUCUUCCUCAGCCACUUGGCCCUCACUGAUGUCUCUUUCUCAUCAGUUACUGCCCCAAGGAUGUUGAUGGACAUGCAAACUAAUCAUAAAUCCAUUCCAUUUAUGGGCUGCAUUUCCCAGAUGUAUUUUUACAUGCUGUUUGCUGGUGUUGAUUGUUUUCUUCUUGCAGUGAUGGCAUAUGACAGGUACAUGGCCAUCAGUCACCCACUGCACUACACCACCAUCAUAAGGGAGGAGCUGUGUGUCUUGUUGGUGUCUGGGUCCUGGCUCUGCUCUGCUGCCCAUGCCUUGUUGCACACUUUGCUCUUGGAACAACUCAUGACUACUGAGAACCAGAGCAGCGUGUCUGAAUUCCUCCUCCUGGGGCUCCCCAUCCAGCCAGAGCAGCAGGGCGCGUUUUUCACCUUCUUCCUGGGCAUGUACCUCACCACGGUGCUGGGGAAUCUGCUCAUCAUCCUGCUCAUCAGGCUGGACUCUCGCCUCCACACCCCCAUGUACUUCUUCCUCAGCCACUUGGCCUUCACUGAUGUCUCUUUGUCAUCUGUCACUGCCCCAAGGAUGUUGAUGGACAUGCAGACUCAACACAAAUCCAUUCCCUAUGUGGGGUGCAUUUCUCAGAUAUAUUUUUACAUAUUGUUUGCUGGUGUUGACAGUUUUCUUCUUUCAGUGAUGGCAUAUGACAGGUACGUGGCCAUCUGUCGCCCACUGCACUACACCACCAUCAUGAGGGAGGAGCUGUGUGUCUUGUUGGUGGCUGGAUGCUGGUUCCUCGCUUGUGCCCAUGCCCUGGUGCACACUCUGCUCUUGGCCCAACUGUCCUUCUGUGCUGACAAUACCAUCCCCCACUACUUCUGUGCUCUCACAGCUCUUCUGAAGCUGACCUGCUCAGACACCUCUCUCAAUGAGCUAGUCAUUUUCACUGAGACAGGAAUGUUUUUUAUCCUGUCAGUGAGUGCUAUUUUGGGCUCUUAUAUCCGCAUUGGGGCCACUAUUUUGAAGGUCCCGUCCACCAAGGGGAUUUGUAAAGUCUUUUCCACUUGUGGCUCCCACCUGUCGGUGGUGUUUCUGUAUUACGGGACUCUUGCCAUUGUUUACCUCCUUCCUUCAGCAAACAGUUCCAAAAUCAAGGAUGUAAUUGCUUCAGUUAUGUACACAGUGGUGACUCCCAUGCUGAACCCCUUCAUCUACAGCCUGAGGAACAGAGAUAUGAAAUCGGCUUUGGGGAUACUUCACAGAAGAGGGAUUGCUUUCUUCAAAUGA